Molecule: messenger RNA, 1556 nt
Organism: Nicotiana tabacum (common tobacco)
Lineage: Eukaryota; Viridiplantae; Streptophyta; Magnoliopsida; Solanales; Solanaceae
Cellular component (GO): cytoplasm
Molecular function (GO): glutathione transferase activity
Source: RefSeq, a predicted model, not a curated record
AAAAAAAGGAAAAACAACAGCAAAUUUUCCCACUUACUCUAUGUAUAAAGACAAGAUCGUGAUUAUGGGUGCCAUUCUGAAGAUUCGAAGUAUCAGCAAUAAUAAUAGCAAUAAAAAUAAACUAACACAGAGCAAUCCAAGUACAAACAACACUGAUAUACACUUCUGGAUUCCAACAGCUCUCCUUCAAGUUCAAGUCGUUUCCAGCACAGUCUACAAAUGGCUCGUUCCGCUCUGGAUGAAAUGUCAGCAACUGGUGCUUUUGAGAGAACUGCAUCAACCUUCCGCAAUAUCAUCUCAAGGGACCCUGGUUCCCGUUUUCCAGCAGAAUCUGGGAGGUACCACCUCUACAUAUCAUAUGCUUGCCCAUGGGCAUCAAGGUGCCUUGCCUACUUGAACAUCAAAGGACUUGACCAAGCCAUUAGUUUCACAUCUGUUAAACCUAAGUGGGAGAGGACGAAGGACAGCGAUGAGCACAUGGGAUGGGUUUUUGCUUAUUCAAGCACGGAGGAGCCAGGAGCCGAGCCUGAUCCUCUUAAUGGAGCCAAAAGCAUAAGGGAACUAUAUGAGCUUGCAAGUACAAACUAUUCUGGAAAAUACACAGUGCCAGUUCUUUGGGAUAAGAAACUGAAGACAAUUGUGAACAAUGAGAGUUCAGACAUAAUACGCAUGUUUAAUAGUGAAUUCAAUGACAUAGCUGGGAAUGCAGCUUUGGACCUUUAUCCUCCUCAUUUGCAAUCCCAAAUCAAUGAAAUAAAUGAGUGGAUAUAUGAUGGAAUAAACAAUGGAGUAUAUCGAUGUGGUUUUGCAACGAAGCAAGAGCCUUACGAUGAGGCAGUGCAAAAACUGUAUGAAACUUUGGAUAAAUGUGAGAUGAUACUGAGCAAGCAGAGAUACUUAUGUGGAGAUGAAGUGACUGAAGCAGAUAUUCGCUUGUUUGUCACCCUGAUUAGGUUUGACGAGGUGUAUGCUGUCCACUUCAAGUGCAACAAGAAGCUACUACGUGAAUUUCCACAUCUGUUCAAUUACACAAAAGACGUUUUCCAAAAACCUGGCAUGAGCAGUACUGUCAACAUGGAACACAUCAAAAAGCAUUACUAUGGGAGCCAUCCGACCAUCAAUCCUUAUGGAAUCAUUCCCCAGGGUCCAAAUAUCGACUAUUCUUCUCCACAUGAUCGAGAGAAGUUCUCUAAGUAGGAAUGGUACACAGUCUUGGCAUGCAUUUUCAAAGUCCGCUCAUCUUGUUCACCUAUUAAGAGUAUUCCCGCGGAGUCUACAACUGAUGGUGCCUCAUGAAUCUUCAGCUUUUUACAGUGUAAAAUUAUGUAAUAAUAAGAGAUGUAAGUUGUGCUAGUUUUUCGUGUGCGAGGAGCUAAACAAUAGCUGCUGCUACGCUGUUUCUUCAUCCUAGAAGUGUUUGUUUCUGUUGGGUUGCUACAACUUAUACUGCCUCAUGACUCAUGUGUCUGCUGUGUAAAACUAUCUAAUAACAGGAGAUGUAAGUUUUGCUAGUUUUCUGAAAAGCGAGGAGUAAACAACAGUUGCUGUUACAUUUA